Molecule: messenger RNA, 996 nt
Organism: Alternaria burnsii
Lineage: Eukaryota; Fungi; Ascomycota; Dothideomycetes; Pleosporales; Pleosporaceae
Product: zinc alcohol dehydrogenase
Exons: 1
Coding region: 1-996 (331 amino acids)
Cellular component (GO): mitochondrion
Molecular function (GO): oxidoreductase activity
Source: RefSeq, a predicted model, not a curated record
AUGCGCGGAUGGCAAUUCAACUCCGGACCCGGACCAAUGGAGAAAAAUCUUACAAUCCCAUCUUCUGGCAUCCCAGUUCCAUCCAUCAAGAAAGACGAAGUUCUCGUGGAGAGCCAUGCGACAGCCCUCAACCCAAUCGACUACAAGAUUCUUGAACUUCCCAUCGUAGCGCGCUUGGUCUUCUCCGGUAUCACUCCAGGCCUAGACGUCUAUGGCCGCGUUGCAAAAGUCGGUAGCAGUGUCACAAGCUUCAAGGAAGGCGAUAUAGUUUACGGAGGCCUUGCCCCGGGAGGCAAACAUGGCGCACUGGCAGAGUACCUCCCUGUACCACAGAAUCUGUUAGCAAAAGUACCGCAGGGUCUGAAGGGCGACGACAUCGUAUCCAUUGCGAGUGUGGCCAUGACAGUAUACGCCGCGCUGGAACCCUAUGCUAAACCCGGCAAUAAAGUCUUCAUAAACGGCGGUUCCGGAGGUACUGGUACAAAUGCGAUACAACUCGCAAAGAUACUCGGUUACCAUGUCACUGUCUCUUCUUCCACGAAGAAUAUUGAUUUAGUCAAGAGCUUGGGAGCAGAUGAGGUGAUAGAUUACACGAAAGGCCCAAUCGUCCAACAACUAAAGGACAACGGCACGAUUUUCGACUUGGUUGUUGAUAACGUCGGAGCACCAGCAGACUUAUAUCGGGUGUCGAGCGCGUUCCUACGACCAGAGGGCAAGUUCAUCCAAGUAGGUAUCGGUAUGAACUUCAGUGCCGCAGUGCAAUUUAUCAGCAACAAAUUGUCUAGUUUCCUCAGCUGGGGGAAGAGGGAGUACAUCUUCGUCGCCGGCAAUCCGAGCACUGCAACGUUUGAGCAGCUUGCGGCAUAUAUGGAGCAAGGCAAGCUCCGUGCAAUUAUCGACUCGACUUGGGAGUUCUCCGAACUACCGAAAGCUUAUGAGAAGCUGAAGACUGGGAGGGCGAAGGGCAAAGUUGUUGUGCAUGUCAAAGAUUAUUGA